This is a messenger RNA of Entamoeba nuttalli P19, 1200 nucleotides long. Its product is annotated as GTPase-activator protein for Ras family GTPase. The coding region runs from base 1 to 1200 and encodes 399 amino acids. The record is from RefSeq and is a predicted model, not a curated record. NCBI's taxonomy places the organism in Eukaryota, Evosea, Mastigamoebida, Endamoebidae. The transcript has a single exon.
AUGAAAACUACUACACCUUUACCAAAUGGAAAAAAAUAUCAAUUUGAUCGUCUAAUUUUUAAAAAUAAUUCAUUAGUAUUAAAAUCAUAUUUUGAUAUUAUUAUCCAACCAGCAUUAACUCCUGAAGUAAAUACUUAUUCAAGACUACUUGUUGAUUAUUUUGUUGCUCAUGGAAAUAUAUGUUUAUUAUUUAAACAAAUAGCAAAACAUGGUAUUGAUAUUAAUUCAAUAGAAACGAAAACAUUUAAAGGAAAUUCUGUUUUAGUAAGAUUAUAUAAUGAAUAUGCAAAUAGAUUUUUGGUUGACUUUGCAAAAAAUUCUUUACAAGAAGUUCUUCAAAACCUUAUUUUUAUUCCAUCAAUUCCUCAUGAACAAUUAAUUACUAAAUUAUGUGAAGGAAUACACUCUUCUUUAAAAACUAUUCCACCACAUUUCAUUCGGUCAUUACAAGUUAUAAAUGAAGAAGUUGAAAAUAAACAAACAAAUCAUAAUUCUACUCAAUGGGUAUUUCAACAAUUAUUUUUUGUUAAAUUUCUAUUUCCACUUCUUGAAAAUCCUUUAUUUAUUCUUGAUGGAGUAAAACAAGAUGAAUUAAGUUUAAAUCAAAAAAAAAUUGAUCAAUUUGCUCAUUAUUUUGAACAAGUUGUAAAUAGUGGAAUAGGAAAUGAAGAUAUACUUUCAUUAGUCAAAGAAACAAUUUAUUAUUUAAAUAAACCUGUUGCAUUAUCUAUUGAACAAAGUGGACUUGAUUUAGAAGAACAAAAAAGACUUCAUGCAUUAAUUGUUCAAGCAUUUAAAGACCACCAAAAAGAUAUAAUUAAUUACUUAAAUUUGUCAGAAAAAGAAAGAAAAGAAAAGAAAGGAAGUGGUGAUUUAACGGGAAAAAUUACUUCUUCAUUUCUUUCUUCUAUUGAACCAAGUGAAUUAAAAAUGAAUGAAAUUGAAGCAUUAAAUGAAGCAAAUAGACUUAUUUAUUUUUAUAGAGAUACUUAUUCUCAAAGAAUACAAGAAAUUACAAAAGAAAAUACUUUAUACCAUGACUAUUUAUUAAAACUUCAACGUCGAAUUCAAAUUAUUACACAACAAAUAGAAGAAGAAAAAGUUAUUCAUUAUAAAUUAUCAAAAGAACUUUAUGAAGUUGAAAAGACUGAACAAACUUCUUCACAAGAAAGUAGUGUAAGUAGUUUUAGUUAUAAUUAA